Molecule: messenger RNA, 5297 nt
Organism: Nasonia vitripennis (jewel wasp)
Lineage: Eukaryota; Metazoa; Arthropoda; Insecta; Hymenoptera; Pteromalidae
Gene: dy
Exons: 7
Coding region: 2830-4677 (615 amino acids)
Source: RefSeq, a predicted model, not a curated record
GAUCGGCCGGUCGAAGUGAGAGAGCCGAAGACGGCGAACGAUUUUCGCGUAAAAAAACGGUAAAUCUUCGGGAGAGGAUCACGGCCCGGUCUCCGCAUCGCAGAAAGAGAGAGAGAGAGAGAGAGAGAGAGAGAGAGAGAGAGAGAGAGACUCUCACUGAGUGUAAUAUACGGUCCUUGGCCCCGAGACCGAGAAAGUACUCGCCGAGUCGAAAAGUAUGAGAAAGGGAUCACUGGUACCAGUUAUAUAUCUUCUCCGCUAACCGACGUAACUUCGAACGACAGUCUGAUGCUCGUUUCGAAACGAAGUUGCAUCGCGCGUAAAAAAUUUCAUCAUAUCCAUAAAAGCAAACUGCUUCCGUCGUCGCACAGCAUCCGGGAGCUUUCUAUAUGCAAGAAUUUCUCGCUGCAUCGACGGCACUAAAAUUAUCGCCUGCUCGGGCGCGAACGCGCGAGAAGUAGGAACAAUGUCUACAUUAGGUGCGUUCACCUCUCCUCUCUCCUAUUCUCUCUUCUUUUUCUCUCGGCGCUCGCGGUGUAAGUAGUUAAACUAUAUGCAAAUACCCUCGCACGCAGGUGUGACAUCGGGCCGUUCGAGUUUGCCGUGAAACUGCGCGUGUACCUGUAUCUAUACACGCGAACGUGUAUGGGUAUAUGUUAGGGAUGGGUAGUUAAAGCGAGAGAGGGAGAGAGAGAGAGAGAGAGAGAGUUGGGGAGAUGGAGUGAGAUUAAUGUUGGCGCUGGCUCGCGUGCCCAGACUAGCAAUAAAAUAAGAGGUUCCAUUAGUUGCGUUUGAUUGUCGAGAGUUCGGAGACCUAUGUAUUGUGCACAACGAUUCUGUUGUAUCGGGAUGCGAGCUUUCUCUCUUUCUCUUCCGUACGUGCACAUACCUAUGGAGGGCCGUGAAUUAUUGUUGCGCUUCCGGGCGAGGCUGCGGCUUAAUUAUCGAGAAAAAGAGUAUUUCUCUGAUAAUCGUUCGAGACUCGACUGCAUAGCAGAGAAGAGUACAACGAGAGAAAGCAGAUGUACACGUCGGGAGAGAGAGAGAGAGAGAGAGAAGUAGACAAACGCUCGAGAAUGUAGAAUGUGUAUAAGGCGACGAGUCACGACAAAACGAUGAAGACUCUCCAAGCGCGAGGAGAUACGCUCGAACUCGUCUCCAGCGGAAAUUGAGUGGGAGAGUCGAAGGAAAUUGUAACAUCAACUGCAGAAAGACUCGGUGUGUGCGAUGUUGAUAUACAACACGAGCUUCGGAAUAAAUCGGCUUUAACGAUGCAAUAAAUCGAAUUCGGUACGACGAGCUGCGUCUUAUACCGCGAUAAUUUCGUUGUAUACACGCGAGUUGCUUCAAAGCGAUCGCUGCUAAUUGGGCUAAUGCCCUGGAGGCACUGAAUAAGGCUUGAUUAUCAUGCGCGAGAGUUAGAAUAGGGGCUGCGUAUCAUAUCGUGCGGCUGCGCUGAUGCUACUCGUAUAAUAGAGUAAAUGCAGGCUGUGAGCGGAGAACCCGUCAGAGGGUGUAUAAUUUCGACUCUAUUCAAUAAACAUGAAAUGGAGCUGGGAGAAUCGAAUCUGAAAAAUUGGAAGUAAGCUACGAUCUUUUUCAUUAUAUUCGUGGGCUUCCGGCUCGGAUGCGACCGUUAUAUUGUGGCCCGCGCGAUGCAUAUAUAACUAUAUAUAAAUAUCCGCGUAUAUCUCUCGCGGGCUUUGGUAAUAAUACACAGCGGAUUAGCGCUUUCGGAAUAUGUACCGUUGUGUUUUCACGAAAUCGGUACGUUUUUUUCUCUCGUUUCCUAGCUACCCCAGAUUUCAAAACAAACACAGACGCACAGGUGGGGGUCAGCUCCAUUCAUUUUCCACCACCAAGCUGUAUCUAGCCGGCGUCUUUUCCCUCCGGCUACUCGCAUCCGCGCAGACACGUGUGUAAAUACCGUGUGCGUACAAUAAGCGGGCCAGCAGUAGCUCGCGCGCGCGCGCGCGCGAGAGAGGAAGGAAGAAGCUCUCGAGCAUACAGGUGGGGGGUACACGCAUCAGGUUCAAGGUAGAAGGGACCUAUAUAACUGUAUAGCCAUACAGCGGCAGCAGUAGCUCUCUUGGCGCGUGUCUGGGUCAGGGGGCGGUCCACACCGGCGGGCCAUACUAUAUACACGUACACACGCGCGCGCGGGAGAGACAGGUGUAUCCCAUUCCUUGACGAGAGCCCGUUCGCUCGGUCGCUCGAGAGAGAGAGAGAGAGAGAGAGAGAGAGAGAGAGAGAGGAAAAGGGAGAGGAUAAACGAGUGGCUGCGGCUGCUCCGGAGCCCGGGCUCAUUCAAUCGCGACCGGCUGCACGAUCGAGGCAUCGCUACUAAUAUUUCCUUCUCCGUCUCUAUCAGCUCUGCUACGCGCUGCAGUUCAUUCAUCGCGAGCGAGAGAGACUCCGCGGUAGAAUUUCGCAGAGCCAGGGCCGAUCUGUGCAAUGGACGUAUGGAGCAGUAGCCUCGAGCUCGAGGGCUGCUAGACAGAGCGAGAGAGAGAGAGAGAGAGAAAUAAACAAGCGGUGCAGAGAGAGAGAGAGAGAGAGUGCAAAGUGCCCUGUGAGAAAUCGCGAGCGAUAAGAGCGAGAGUAGCGUGUUCGUCCAGCGGGAGAUAAGCCCUCGCGUGUGGCGUAUACACGGAGAUAGGAGACCGCAGCCCCAAGGAUCGAGAGAGCUUCCUCUGCGAGCUGCACACACACACACACGUGUUCGUUGUAUAGAUACCUCGAGGCUCCACGACUGGACCGCACGACUUGCUGCGAGCGGCGAACAGAUAUCGGCCCUUUGAAUCGAUCCACCGUGGACGACGACGCGGAAUGCGGUUAGGCGCUCUUGUGUUGACGUGUCUCCUCUUCCAAGGGGUGGCACGCGCCGACGAAGUCGACGUGGUAGAGGCGAUCCCCGGCGACGAUCGCAAUCAGGAGAACGGCCAAGAUGCCGAUCAGCAGCAGCAACAACAACAGCAGCAGCAGCAACAGCAGUCUACCGCGGACGUAUUGGCGGCGGCUCUCGACGCCUUGGUCGGCGACAGUGAGUCCAGCGGAGGCAGUAACGGCAAUGGAGGCCAGUACGGCUCGUCGAAUCUGCGGGUCCAUCCAGGCAGAGGUUCCGUGGGGAUGCCACCGCCCAGGACGCAUCACAACGUCGCCUAUCACGGACCACCGCCACCGCCGCCUUCCUCUGCCUCGUCUCCCGGCUCGUCGAAGCAGCAGCUGCAGCGCGUGCAGGACAGCAUCGACAAGGUCUUCGACACGGCGAUAGCCGCGAGCACCAACUUGGACAACGAGAACUGGCCGGCGCCCGGCAACGACAUGCCCAAGAUCGUCUCGCUCGACGUCAAGUGCGAGAAGAACUCCAUGAAGGUCUACCUCGGCUUCGACAAGCCCUUCUACGGUAUCGUCUUCAGCAAGGGUCACUACAGCAACGUCAACUGCGUUCACCUGCCGGCCGGACUGGGGAGAACCUCCGUGAAUUUCGAGAUCGGUAUUCACGCCUGUGGUACCAACGGUAACACCGACAACGGACUCUACGGCUACGGAGAGUCGGGAUCUGGGACAUACUUCGAGAACAUCGUCGUUAUCCAGUACGACCCGCAGGUACAAGAGGUGUGGGACCAGGCGAGGAAGCUUCGCUGCACCUGGCACGACCUGUACGAGAAAUCGGUGACCUUCCGGCCCUUCCCCGUGGACAUGCUCGACGUCGUUAGAGCCGACUUCGCCGGCGACAACGUCGGUUGCUGGAUGCAAAUCCAAGUGGGCAAGGGACCCUGGGCCUCCGAGGUGUCCGGCCUCGUCAAGAUCGGCCAGACCAUGACGAUGGUGCUCGCCAUCAAGGACGACGACUCCAAGUUCGACAUGCUCGUCCGCAACUGCAUGGCUCACGACGGCAAGAGGGCGCCCAUACAGCUGGUCGAUCAGCGGGGCUGCAUAACCCGGCCGAAGCUCAUGUCACGCUUCACGAAGAUCAAGAACUUCGGAGCGAGCGCCUCGGUGCUCUCCUACGCCCACUUCCAGGCCUUCAAGUUCCCGGACUCGAUGGAGGUGCACUUCCAGUGCACGAUACAGAUCUGCCGUUAUCAGUGUCCGGAUCAGUGCUCGGACUCGCCGCCCCUUCUGCACGGCGACGGUCUGCUCAUCGAGAAUCACAGGGCUUCCAUCGGACACGCUGACGUUUCCGCUUACAACAUACCACCGCCACCGGUACACCUGCCGAUCGACGCCUACCUUCAGUCCGUAGGUCGACCUCGGGACGAACGUCGGCGCAAGACCCGUGCGAUCCCGGCCAGUCCCGGCAAAUCCAAGUCCGAGAAGAACGUGGGCGUGAACCGCGUGAUACGGGUGGUCUCCACCGGCGACCUGACCUUCUCUCUGGACGAGGCGGCGAACUCGUCGACGAGCGAGGAUACCUCGACGAUGGUGUUCCCGGUGCGCGAGGCUCACAGCGCCAACGCCAACCUCAUCUGCAUGACGACGUCCGGCUUCACGCUGACCUUGCUGCUGCUCCUCGGCAUAUUGAUCGGCUCCUGUGGACUGUCCGCGUAUCUGUUCAUCAGGCUCAGGCCCUUCAGGAAGCGGAUCGACGAGAGUGCGGUUCACGUCAGGGGUUUUCCGGUUCACGCGAUCGGUAAACCUGCUGCUCCGAAGUCCGCUUGUUUCUACUCGUAAUUGUGUGUGCUUGCGAUUGACAUGGAUGGAUGUUAUAUUUAUCUGGAGUUGUGUGACCAUCAGCGCCUCAUAUUUUCAUUCGUGUGCCGGAUAUGGAGCUCGAUUUAUUUUUUCGAAAAAAGCACUAAAUUAUCGUUUAACGCGAUGGCGGUGAAAAUUUUUGGGAUAUUAUCUGUGAGAUAAUGGCGCCCAACGGUCUGCCGGUGAAUCUGUGUUUAUGUAUACGUGUAUUGUUGUUGUUUCGGGCUGUCCGACGGUAUAUAGUUUUGUUCUCUUAAGGUAGUCCUAACGUCAUGCUAGUCAAAAAAAUAUUUAUCUGCGACCUCACCCAGCAGUGGCUCGGUCGCGUGUACGAGAAAUUUUCAAUAGGGGUACUUACAGACUUCAAAACAUUGCAACCUGUGCGUAGUCAGUAAAACAGGUGUAGGCGAUACAUUUAUCAAGAGUCAGAUAAUGAAUUGACGGAUUCGAUUUCAUACAUUGUCGAUUCAUUGCGCAUUAUUACUCAGUGAAGUUACCUUUCUCAUUUUUGAUCGAUAUCAAACAUGCUUAUCAGGUACAAUAGAUAUACAUAACAAAAAUGAUCUAAUAGUUGACCUCGUUGUUAGGGCUACCUUAAU